CCUUUGAUCUACUGUAGCCAACAUGGCGGAAGCUCACGCUGCUGUGGCCUUCCAGUUCACCAUCACACCUGAAGGUGUAGACUUCAGGAUCAGUAAUGAGGCACUGAGGGCCAUCUACUACUCUGGUGUACGCUCCUGGAAGAAGCGGUUCGCUCGCUUUAAGAACAAUUUCCUGACAGGGCUGUACCCGGCCAGUCCCACCAGUUGGUUUGUGGUGUUGAUCUCUGUUCUGGCUUCUGUCUUCAUGCGAGUCGACCCUUCUAUGGGAGUGAUUCAGGUUAUCCAAGACCGCCUAGGAUUAAGCAACUACUUUGCAGCGCCGGCAGACUUGUACAUCAGUGUAGUGAUCUUCUCCACCGUACUGUGGAUCGGGAUGGUGUACAUGCUGCGCUACAUGCUCAAACUGCUGCUGUGUUACCACGGCUGGAUGUACGAACCACACGGGAAGUUCUCUCUCGUCUCCAAGAUCUGGCUGGGUUUAGUGAAGGUCUUUUCCGGCAGGAAGCCUCUACUGUACAGUUACCAAGCCUCGCUGCCUCGGCUGCCAUUGCCCACCGUCCAGGGCACCAUCAGUCGUUACCUGAAGUCCGUGCGGCCGCUGAUGACCGAUGACCAGUACAAGGAGAUGGAACAGUUAGCACUGGACUUCCAGGAGACCCUGGGCCCUCGGCUGCAGAGAUACCUGCUGCUCAAGUCCUGGUGGGCAACCAAUUAUGUGAGUGACUGGUGGGAGGAGUAUGUGUACCUGCGCGGGCGCUCCCCCAUCAUGGUCAACAGUAACUACUACGCCAUGGACGCCAUCUUUGUCCACCCGACACAGAACCAGGCCGCCCGCUGCGCUAAUGUCAUCUACUCCAUGCUGCUGUUCCGCCGGCAGCUGGCUCGAGAGGAAGUCAGGCCGAUCCUGGUGUCCAAUGCAGUGCCUCUGUGCUCCUGGCAGUAUGAACGGAUGUUCAACACCACACGUAUCCCUGGAGUGGAGACAGACAGCCUACGUCACUGGGAUGACAGUAAACACGUGGUGGUCUAUAGUAGAGGACGUUACUACAAGUUGCCUGUCUACUUUCUCGGCCAGCUCAUUCGUCCCUGUGAGAUCCAAGCGCAAAUUGAGAAGAUUUUGCUUGACAAGUCGGAGCCUGCUUUUGGGGAGGAACAUCUCGCUGCGAUGACGGCUGGGGAACGCAUUCCGUGGGCCAAGGCUCGCCAAAAGUUCUUCAGCAAGGGUGUCAACAAGACCUCACUCGAUACCAUCGAGCAAUCCGCAUUCUUUGUCACACUAGAUGAAGAGGAGCAUGACUAUGACAAGUUCUUUCAGGAUUUGCUUGAACCAGCUGGAAAAAGAAAUGUCGAGAUAGUGGAUGGUCAAAAUGACAUGGUGUCGAGCUAUGCAGAGUCACUGCUACACGGGAAGGCCUACGAUCGCUGGUUUGACAAGUCCUUUACUCUGGUGGUUUACAAGAACGGACGUAUCGGGGUGAACUGUGAACACUCCUGGGCAGAUGCACCCAUCGUUGGACAUCUCUGGGAACACACCAUGUACUAUGAUGGAAAAGGCAUUGGGUACGGAGAAGACAAAAACACCAUCGGACAAGCGUCCCUCCCCCUGCCUCCCCCUCUGCGGCUGAAGUGGGACAUCUCGGAGGAGUGUAAUGAGGUGAUUGAGUCCCAGCUGGUGACUGCAGCGGCUCUGUCGGAGGACGUGGACAUGCAGCUCAUGGCCUUCAAACACUACGGCAAGGACGUGUGCAAGAAGUGCCGCAUCAGCCCAGACGCAUGGAUACAGAUGGCUCUGCAGACAGCUUACUUCAGGGACCAGAACAAGUUUGCGCUGACAUACGAAGCAUCAAUGACUCGUCUGUUCCGUGAGGGUCGUACCGAGACCGUGCGCUCCUGCACCAUGGACUCCUGCAACUUUGUACGCUCCAUGGAUGACCCUACCAAGACUAAUGAGGACCGUAUCAAGCUGCUGCACCAGGCAGCCAUCACCCACCAGAACUCCUACCGGAACUGUAUGACUGGGACAGGUAUCGACCGUCACCUCUUUACACUCUAUGUGGUGUCCAAGUAUCUCAAGGAGGACUCCAAGUUCCUUGGCAAGGUGCUGAGUGAACCCUGGCGACUGUCGACCAGUCAGACUCCUCACCAGCAGACCAACCUGCUGGACCUCAGGAAACAUCCCGAGUACAUCUCAGGGGGAGGAGGCUUCGGACCGGUUGCUGAUGAUGGGUACGGUGUGUCCUACAUCAUUGCUGGGGAGAACGCCAUCAUGUUUCACAUCUCCUCCAAGCAUUCCUGCAACCACACUAGUUCCAAGAGAUUCAUGAAGAACAUUGAGAAAGCUCUGCUGGACAUGAGAGCCUUGUUCAACAUGACAGACAAGAAAUGAUUUCAGCAACCCAAGCCAUACACUGAACAGGCUCUCUACUUAACAAUGCAAGAGGUCCAAUGUUUAAGAAAUAAUGUAAUUGUUUGAUUAAUAUCUAACACUAUAAGGGUGGUGUUUUAGGAAGCUUUCUUGUUGUGGCGAGAUUUUGCGGUUUAAAUUUUUGCCAUAGUUUGAUACUAAAAAGCAAAGUGAGGUGAACUUUAAAAACUGUUUUGUUGAAAAUAGGAAUAUUUAAGGUGUUUGGGUUGGUACUUUUUGGUGUAACAUAGUUAAGGUAGUGACUUUUGCACCUCAGUCGGCAAGAAAAAACUGUCAUCACAAUUUUAUCCAAAAUACCACAACAGUUGAUUUGAGAACAUCAUGAUAUCUAUUAUCAAUAAUAUCUUUAUGCUGUUAUUGAGUGUUGUUAAAGUCCCUUGUAUAAUGUAAUUGGGACUAGCUUCAGGAAUUUAGAUUAUCAAUAUGGGUGACAAUGUACAUAUUCAAAAUGAUUCAACAAUUUGUGCUAUUUGCUAGAAUUAUUUUCAAGAGUGCCAAUCACAAGAAGUUUUGCAUAACACAUACACCUUCUUUGUGGUUUUAAAGUAAUUCAACUGCCAUUUUGAAAGGCAAGAUAGAUAUGGAAGUAUUCAGCUUUUGAUAUUUUGUUGCUGAUGGAAAACUUUUAGAAAUGUUGAAAAAAAAUUAAGCAAAUUGUUCAUUGUAUGUCAUUCCGUUUUUUUCUGCAGUGUAUGCAUGUUACCUGUUUCAUAUGCAGGCAAGCAUUUUGAGUUACAUUUUCACUGUGUGUAUACAUGU
Messenger RNA from Branchiostoma belcheri (Belcher's lancelet), 3184 nucleotides. Its product is annotated as carnitine O-palmitoyltransferase 1, liver isoform-like. Bases 23 to 2386 code for a protein of 787 amino acids. Gene Ontology annotation, cellular component: mitochondrion. The transcript is spliced from 16 exons. Lineage: Eukaryota; Metazoa; Chordata; Leptocardii; Amphioxiformes; Branchiostomatidae. Gene Ontology annotation, molecular function: carnitine O-palmitoyltransferase activity. Gene Ontology annotation, biological process: carnitine metabolic process; fatty acid metabolic process. The record is from RefSeq and is a predicted model, not a curated record.